AUGGCAGCUUAUGGAGCUCUGGUUUCUGUUAUGAAUAUCAUAGAUACCCUUCAUCUUCACCCUCACCCUCCCAUCUCUCUACACCCUAAACAGGCUGAGUCUCUCACUGAAAACGUCACUUUCCUCCAAGACUUUCUCGAAGUCUAUAAUCCCCGUCUUGACUACAGCAAAGAAGCUGAUCCAUUGGAGAGACGCAUCGUGGAUGCAGCUUAUGCAGCUGAAGACAUAAUUGAAUCCCAUAUCGUGGAUCAGAUCACAAGCGAUGGAGGAAAGAUCAGCCCCGACUCCUUGUACGAAGCUCUGGAGAAGGUGAUCAGAGAUAUGGAUCUGAUAAAGAAAGACGCCAAGGAAAUCGAACAGACUUUGGGUGUGCACACCACCAAGUCAAUGCCUUCAGAUUCCUCGAAAUCGUCUCCUACUGCAAAGGAGAGUAGCAUGGUGGGUGCUGAACAUCUCAUGCUUGAAAUGAAGGACAAGCUCACUUCAGAUCGACGUGAUCUACAGAUCAUUCCCAUUGUAGGAAUGGGCGGCUCAGGAGCAUUUCAUGUUUCUGCUUGGGCUGCCAUAUCUCAAGAGUAUAACAAUCAAGAAAUGCUCAUAGAUAUUCUUGGUCAGUUAAAUAAAGUUGUUGGUCAAAAUUUGGGUGUUGAUGGCUUGGGAGAAAUAUUGUAUAAACACUUGUUUGGUAGAAGAUACUUGAUUGUACUUGAUGAUAUGUGGAGUAUCGAGGCGUGGGAUGGGAUUAGGAGGUUUUUACCAGAUAACAAAAAUGGUAGCCGAAUAGUGGUGACGACUAGGCUAUCAAACUUGGCUUCUAAUUUAUCCAACUCUAAAAACCUUGAGAUGAGUCUUUUGAAUGAGGUUGAUAGUUGGGAUAUGCUCUCAAAAACUGUGUUUGGAGAGGAAGGUUGUCCUCCAGAAUUGGAGGAAAUAGGGAAGAGAAUAGAAAAAGUUGCAAAGGACUUCCGUUGUCAAUUGCUGUGA
Molecule: messenger RNA, 984 nt
Organism: Salvia splendens (bonfire salvia)
Lineage: Eukaryota; Viridiplantae; Streptophyta; Magnoliopsida; Lamiales; Lamiaceae
Product: putative late blight resistance protein homolog R1A-10
Exons: 2
Coding region: 1-984 (327 amino acids)
Molecular function (GO): ADP binding
Source: RefSeq, a predicted model, not a curated record